AUGGAGCUCAACGUCGACAGCGCAAAGCAGCUGCUUGCUGAACACGAGCAAGAGUUGCAAUCCGCUCACGAUGCUCACUCGAUCUUGCUCGCCUCCCAACCCAUCACUGCUGCUACAACGCAUCCCAACGCCACCGCUUCCAAUGCUGCUCGUGCUGUUCCCGUUGUUGCGCCAUCCAGCGUUCCUACGCCCACCGCUGCUUCCACCCCGUUCAUCUCAACUCAACCUCCCGCUCCUGCCCAGACAGGCCGCAUGCAGCUCAUCGACGAACAACAAAAGUUCAACAGCGCCGACUUCUCGCCUCAUCUCGAGAAUUGGGGUCUCGCCGACGCUGGUUUCGGCUACGACCUCUGCGCGGUGCUUGGUUCUCAAUCUACCGGCAAAUCCACGCUGCUCAACAAACUGUUUGGCACCAACUUUGACGUCAUGAGUGAAUCCGCGCGUCAGCAGACCACAAAGGGCAUUUGGAUGUGUAAAGGCCUCAAGAUGAACGUGCUCGUCAUGGACGUCGAGGGCACCGACGGGCGCGAACGCGGUGAGGACCAGGACUUUGAGCGCAAAUCCGCGCUCUUCUCCAUGGCAUCUGCCGAGGUGCUCAUCGUCAAUCUGUGGGAGCAUCAGGUGGGUCUCUACCAGGGUGCCAACAUGGGUCUGCUCAAGACCGUCUUUGAAGUCAACCUUGGUCUCUUUCAGGCUAGCAGAGCCAAGACGGCCGGUGCCAAGGACAAAACGUUGCUGCUCUUUGUCAUUCGUGAUCACAUUGGCGUCACCCCCCUCGAAAAUCUAUCCGCCACCAUCAUGGCUGACCUCACCAAGAUCUGGCACUCGCUCUCAAAACCCCAAGGCCUCGAGUUGUCCAAGAUUACCGACUUUUUCGACUUCAUGUUUACCACUUUACCCCACAAGAUUCUGCAACCCGCCGAAUUCGACAAGGCGGUGGAUGUGCUGAGGAAUCGCUUUGUCAACCCCAAGGAUCCCAACUUUGUCUUCAAGACAGAAUACCACAAGCGCAUCCCUGCGGAUGGACUUGCGCACUACCUCGAGUCCAUCUGGGAGCAAGUCAUGACGAACAAGGACCUGGAUCUGCCUACGCAGCAGGAGCUUCUUGCUCAGUUUCGAUGCGACGAGAUCGCCAAUGUCGCAUUCGCUCACUUUGCUACCAGUAUCAAGGAUUUCCGAAAGCACAUUGAAGGCGGAUCGGUGGUGGAAAGUCUGGGCGCCGAUAUGGCGCUGCACCGCUCCACAGCGCUGUCCAAGUUUGACCGUGAUGCCAGCAGAUACCACCAAGAAGUGUACAAGCGCAAACGAAUCGAUCUGCUCGACAAACUCAACGGCUCGCUCUCUCCGUUUUUCCUGGGCCAGCUCAAGAACCUCCACCGCUUGAUGCUUCAGUCGUUCAAGCAGGCUGUGCUGGAUCGCAUGCGUACCGAGCCUAACUACGACUUUGGCGAGGUGGUCAGCAGCGAGAAGCGCACCGCCUUGGCCAAGUUCAGUGCGGCAGCCCAAGCGGUGCUGCUGACGGACACGGAUUGGACGAUCGACGACGAGGUGGUUGAGCUGGAUGUCGAGAUCCAGAGCAUCUCGGACACGAUGCGAGUCGAAGAGACCAAGAAGAUGGUAGCGCAGAUCGAGCGCACGUUCAACAAGAACAUUGGCGAGCCGGUCGAGCUGGCACUCAAGUCUGCCAAGCGCUCCAUGUGGGACGAGGUGCUGAUCAGCUUCUCGACGCUCUUGGAGCAGGCCGAGGCGACGUAUGUGCGCAAGGCGACGAGCUUCAAUUGCACGGACGACGAGAAUGAGCACGCCUUGUUGGCGUUGCGACGCAAGAGUUGGAUGAGCAUGCGCGCCAAGGUGGACGAGCAGACGGCGGAUAGUGUGAUUGCGGCCAAGCUUCGGAACAGUUUCGAGGAUGGAUUCAGGUACGACGACGCGGGCGUGCCGAGGGUGUGGAAGCCCGAGGACGACAUGGACGGUGCGUUCAGGAAGGCGCGCGACGAGACGUUGGAGUUGAUUGCGCUGUAUGCGAAAAUCCAAGCUGUCGACACGACAUUGAUGCGGGAGCUGCGGUCCAAAUUCGAGGAUGCAGAACCGGUUGGAUUGGUGGUUGAAGACGAAGCGUUUGACUGGCAUGCUACGCUGAGCGUGCUGAGCGAAACACGCAAGAACGACAUUGGCAUGCGUUUUCGCAAGGAAGCUGACGCCAUGUACGUCGAAGCAAAACGCGCCACUGUCAGUUCGAUCGCUCAGGUGCCGCUCUGGAUGUACGGCGUCAUGCUCGUGCUUGGAUGGAACGAGCUGAUGGCGAUUCUAUCGAGUCCUGUCUACUUUGCCUUCCUUCUGGUCCUCAUCGCCAGUGCUUACAUUGUCUGGAGACUGAACCUCUCAGGUCCGCUCAUCAGCGUCCUCCGCGCAGUGGCCAACGAAGUACACAGACUGGCUGAUGCUCAGUUGAGGACUCACUUCAGCCAACCGCUCCGCGAACCGCGUCCGCCCGCCGAGUCUCGUCCAGCCGAACAGAUCGAGUUGGAGCCAAACUAG
Mycosarcoma maydis (corn smut) is the source of this 2538-nucleotide messenger RNA. RefSeq names its product dynamin-like GTPase SEY1. The coding region runs from base 1 to 2538 and encodes 845 amino acids. Gene Ontology annotation, molecular function: GTPase activity; GTP binding. Gene Ontology annotation, biological process: endoplasmic reticulum membrane fusion. Gene Ontology annotation, cellular component: endoplasmic reticulum. NCBI's taxonomy places the organism in Eukaryota, Fungi, Basidiomycota, Ustilaginomycetes, Ustilaginales. The record is from RefSeq and is a predicted model, not a curated record. The transcript has a single exon.